CAUUGGAUGAUGGAGCACACAUUCGGAUUCGGGGUGGAGCAGCCCGAGCAGCCAAAAGGGAGGAAAAAAUGUGAAGCGUAAAAAAAAAGUUGCUUGCUGUGUAGACUCAUGCUCCUCCAGCCUUCUUAGUUUCCCAAAUGUUCACUACAGCAGUGCGCGCGCUCUCCGGUUCACCGUGGCGAACUGUGGCUUAAAAGGGACUUUCACACGAUUCAGAGAGAAGACAGAACUGUGAGGGAAUCGGAGCACAGCACUGAAGUUGUGACAGUUUGAGGUGGGAAGCAGUUUGGGGAGCUUUUACGCAUUGCGCAGGAUGCAGGCGCGCUACUCCGUGUCCAGUCCCAACUCUUUGGGAGUCGUACCCUACAUCAGCAGCGACCAGAGCUACUACCGGGCCGGCGGUGGAUACACCGGCAUGCCUGCGCCCAUGAGUAUGUACUCGCAUGCGGCCCACGACCAGUACCCGGCCAGCAUGGCCCGGGCGUACGGACCGUACACCCCUCAGCACCAGCCGAAGGACAUGGUCAAACCUCCUUACAGCUACAUCGCUCUCAUCACCAUGGCGAUCCAGAAUUCACCAGAGAAAAAAAUCACCCUGAACGGGAUUUAUCAGUUUAUCAUGGAAAGGUUCCCCUUCUACCGGGACAACAAGCAGGGCUGGCAGAACAGCAUACGACACAAUCUGUCCCUCAACGAGUGCUUUGUCAAAGUGCCCCGGGACGAUAAGAAGCCCGGUAAGGGCAGCUACUGGACCUUGGACCCGGAUUCCUACAACAUGUUUGAAAACGGCAGCUUCCUACGGCGCCGAAGGAGGUUCAAGAAGAAGGACGUGCAGCGGGACAAGGAAGAGCGGGACAGACAAGUCAAGGACCCCUCUGCGCGCACCACCGGCCGGGACCAGGACCCGCCGGUUCAGGGCUCUCAGCCGGUGCGGGUCCAGGACAUUAAGACUGAGAACGGGACCUCCACGCCGCCUCAGGCCACGUCCCCGACCCUGGACGCUGUGCCCAAGAUUGAGAGCCCCGACAGCAGCAGUAGCAUGUCAACAGGUAGCCCGCACAGCGUCCCGUCCACCCGGUCACUCAGCAUGGAAGGACCCGAGCACCACCACCACCACCACGGCCAGGCCGCAGCGCAGGGCUUCAGCGUGGAUAACAUCAUGACCUCCUUGCGGGGGUCUCCGCAGGCCGAGCUCUCCCCGCCUCUCAUCGCCUCCUCUCGGACAGGUAUCACCCCGUCACUGUCGCUCAACUACUCCCCCAACCAGACGUCCGCCUACAGCUCCACGACCUGCAACCAGAACGUCAUCUCCACGAGCUCCAACGCCACUUAUCACUGCAACAUGCAAGCCAUGAGCGUGUACGCGGGGGACCGAUCCUCCGGCGGACACCUGGUUCCGUCCACCACGGUGGAGGAGGCUCUGCCCGACUAUUGCAUCACCACGACCACCGCGUCUCCGCUCGGGCACGGAAACCUGAGCCAGGCGGGCCAGGACGGCCACCACGCGCACCAGGGCCGACUCACGUCCUGGUACGGGGACCUGAGCCACUUGAGCCCGGGUUACCCGGCUCAGCAGCAGAACUUCCACUCAGUGCGGGAGAUGUUUGAGUCCCAGCGGAUCGGAUUGAACGGCUCCCCGGUCAACGGGAAUAAUAGCUGUCAGAUGGCGUUCCCGUCCGGCCAGUCCAUCUACCGCACCUCAGGAGCUUUUGUUUAUGACUGCAGCAAGUUCUGAAAGCCAAAUUUCUCCUUUAAAUUAAUAACUCUAAUAUAUAUUUUCUAUAAUUUUUUUGUACUUUUGGUCUUUCAUUCACACUCCGAAUGGACAUGAGAGAUUCAAAGAUUUUUUUUCUUUGUCGAGAGCUGUGUAACACCAAAACACGUAAGUUUCCUUCCCUCUCACUUUGAGAAUUGUUUAUACAGAUGGCUCAAAUACCAGCUUUUAUGACUAGACUGUAAAUUAUAGCCUAAUAUAGUAAUUUAUUUUUUAGGAAAAGGGAGUGCUUGGAAAUUAAGGAACAAACACUUUUUCCAGUUUUCUUAUUGCUGCCUUUAAUUGUCCCAGUUCUUGUAUAGAAAUAGAGGGGGGACUGUGUAGCCUGUACUGACUUAUUUUAUUCAUUUUGUGUUGUUUGUUUUAAAAAAAACUAUUUUGAAGGCAUUACAUUUUGUUUUGUUUAAUAAAGUGCCGUCUAUUCGAUUUUAA
Amphiprion ocellaris (clown anemonefish) is the source of this 2206-nucleotide messenger RNA. Its product is annotated as forkhead box C1-A-like. The coding region runs from base 314 to 1735 and encodes 473 amino acids. Lineage: Eukaryota; Metazoa; Chordata; Actinopteri; Pomacentridae. Gene Ontology annotation, molecular function: DNA-binding transcription factor activity, RNA polymerase II-specific; RNA polymerase II cis-regulatory region sequence-specific DNA binding. The transcript has a single exon. The record is from RefSeq and is a predicted model, not a curated record. Gene Ontology annotation, biological process: cell differentiation; anatomical structure morphogenesis; regulation of transcription by RNA polymerase II.